UGCUCUCAGACCUGCAAGCGGAUCAACAUACUGACUCGAAAUUCACAGUUGUGGAUUCACAUUCAUCGCCGUGAUAUUGCGGCACCAUACAUUACUCUUCCCACGUACCGUAAAUCGGUAUCCGCCAUGUCUGGCUCCGAGAUGGAAGUACUUGUCCUGCAUGCCCUCCGGCUGGUCAACAGUCUAUAUCGACCGCGCUCGUCUGGCGAGAACACACCGAAAGCUAUUUCUAUCCCUCUUCACCAACCACGCUCCGUAACCUGGGUUAAGCUCAUCCAAGGCCGGCUCCUCAUCGUGGCCUCAUCAGACGCGCAUCAAAGCACUCUUGCUCUCUGGUCCAUCCCCCUGUUGUUUGAGAACGGACAUAUCGUGGCGUGCUGGAUCUGCAAGGCGACAACGCAGUGUUUGCCCUCGAGCUCCGAUCCAGGUGAGGCGCAAUAUUGGCAGACUGUCACCGUCCAUGAGUGGUCGAUAUCAUCUCUAGCGUGCCCUCUAUCCAAAUAGUGUGCCUGCGCUACACGUAUCAAUCAGCCCCGACGUUUUGUCUGAAAGCGAGACUAGAAGGUGCAGCUGUCCUCCGAAGCCUUCGUGGACACUUGGUCGGGUUUGGGCUCUAUAACGAGCUGAGCGUACCGUGCGUCUG
Phanerochaete carnosa HHB-10118-sp is the source of this 643-nucleotide messenger RNA. RefSeq lists its product as uncharacterized. NCBI's taxonomy places the organism in Eukaryota, Fungi, Basidiomycota, Agaricomycetes, Polyporales, Phanerochaetaceae. The transcript has a single exon. The record is from RefSeq and is a predicted model, not a curated record. The coding region runs from base 127 to 504 and encodes 125 amino acids.